AUGUCUGCCGGUCGCAAGGUCUUCCACUGCGCGGUGGACGAAACGGCGCUGACCACCAACGUCAGUGAAAUCAAAAAAUGGACGGCCAACGGAGCGAUCACGCUGGUCGUGCCCCUGUACACCCUCGAACGCCUCCACGCCCUGAAAAAGGCCGGAUCGCAAGUCGCCAUCAACGCCCGCGAGGCCGUCCGCUUCCUCGAUCGUGUAACCUCCGGCAAGGAUAGUGUUCCCUCGGACCGCGUGGUUCUGCAGGGUCCAAUGGAGCAAUACGACGACUGGGCCGAGACAGACCCUUUUUUUCUGCCCGAGUUCGAGGAGGAACCAGAGGUUGACGGCCCCGAGGGCCCCGACUCAACCGCCCCAGCCGCCCCAGCCAAACCCGAGGACAAGAGGAAGGAGAUGAAGAAGAACGGAGCGAACCAGGACGAUCUGUCGCAGAUGCUCCUCAGCAAACUCAACUUCAAAAAGGACUCGGACGCGGUGUCGCUCCCCUCAACUGGCACUCACAGUGGCCAUGGCUCGCGUCCGUCCUCCAGGAGCUCCCAAACCAGCCCCGAAUGUGCCAACUCCCACAUGGUUGAAAACGAUGGAUCGAAGGACCCCAAGGCGAAACCGUCCAAUGGGCAUCGUCGCUCGGCAUCGGCGUCCGCCAUUCCCGUCGUACCCGCCGCGCUCCGCCCUUUGCUCAGCGCACUGCUGUGGCGUCUGCACACGGGGCCGGACGCUUCUAACGCCGCCAAGAGCUGCAUUCUCGUCUCGAACGACCGGGCCACGCAGGUCUGGGCCCAGAAAUACGGCAUCGCCGUCAAGAAUAUCCACCAGCUGCGGACGUCCAUCCAAUACGAGGAGCGGGAGUACAAGAACCGGUGCAAAUACGUCGAAAAGACCCAGCCCGCCGAUCCCAAAACUCUGCUGUCGUACGACGAAGAGAGCGAGGAGGAUGAGCUCGUGUUUGUCCCGCGUGGACGAGGCAAGGGCGCUUCCAAAGGCGGCAAUGCGCGUGGAGGAAAUGGCCGCAAGGCGGCGAUCUCCAAAACAGCCCCGCCCCCGGUUGAGCAGACGAUGGAGGUCCCGACCCAGCCCAUCGAUCCGAACUCAUUCAGUCGGUCUCUCCGCGUUCCCUCGAAGCCGCAGCCGACGGUCGACCUCAGCACGCAGACCGGCGCGGCCCGUGGUAUGGCCGGGGCCUCGCGCCCCCCGCACACGGGUCGUCGCGGGGGAGCUCGCGGCGGCUCUCGCGGCAGCGGCCGUGGACAGGGCAAGCUGUGGGUUCCUUGA
Messenger RNA from Aspergillus candidus, 1278 nucleotides. RefSeq lists its product as uncharacterized. Bases 1 to 1278 code for a protein of 425 amino acids. The transcript has 2 exons. The record is from RefSeq and is a predicted model, not a curated record. NCBI's taxonomy places the organism in Eukaryota, Fungi, Ascomycota, Eurotiomycetes, Eurotiales, Aspergillaceae.